Molecule: messenger RNA, 1447 nt
Organism: Schizophyllum commune H4-8
Lineage: Eukaryota; Fungi; Basidiomycota; Agaricomycetes; Agaricales; Schizophyllaceae
Product: NAD(P)-binding protein
Exons: 7
Coding region: 428-1354 (308 amino acids)
Source: RefSeq, a predicted model, not a curated record
CCUUCAUCAAGAUACAGUCGUUGAGCUUUUUCAAGACCACUCCGUCCCCUGUCUCAUCUUGUACCCGAUGCUCCGCACAAUAGACCUUUCGGAGAAGAUGCGCGACUCACUGCAGGACGCGCGGGAACGUCGCGGAACGUAGCCGCCGGGUAGGGAUGCGCCUCGCCUACCCUCAUUGAAGCGGGCGAUGGCUAUUCUGACCGAUAUUGGCGGGCUCACACGCAUCACUGGCGUACUCAUCUGCAUUACGCAGCACACCGUCUCUCCUCGAAACGUUUCCUGGCUUUCGCUGCGCCUCCUGGGUCCGCUCCGUCGAUGCGCGUAUGCAACCAUGGAACGAUUCCGAGGCUAUAUAUAAGAAGAGAGGCGCGGUAUAUAAGGACCCUCGUCGACCUUCAUCCUUCAUUAUUCAACCCAAUCUUCUACAAUGUCCCGCAUCGCCACCGUCUUCCUCGCCACCGGUGUACAGGGUACCUCAGCCGUGCAGGCCUUAAUCAAGGACGGCACCUUCAAGUCUCGCGCGGUGACGCGCAAUGCGAACUCGGAUGCGGCGCGAGCUCUUGCUGCGCUGGGUGCCGAGGUCGUGGAGGCGACUUACGAUGACAAGGAGGCCAUUAAGCGCGCUGUUACUGGCGCGGAAUGCGUGUUUCUCGUCACUAUGCCCAGCCAGGGGGGCGUGCCCGAGCUCACACAGGGUACCAACAUCAUCGACGCCAGCAAGGAGGCCGGCGUCAAGUUCAUCGCGUUCAGCACUCUGCCCAGUCUGAAGGAAAUUUCGGGUGGCAAGUACCCGCAUGCUUUGCAUUUUGAUAACAAGGCCCUGAUACAGAAGUACCUCGAGAACUCUGGCAUCGCCUGUGCAUCCAUCUGUCCCGGAGGUUUCCUCGAGAACCUAACUCGCGGCCUACUCGGCUGCCCUUUCGAAGAGAAGGAGGACAAGUACAUCUUCAACACCCGCGAGCCCGAGGGCUGCAAACUCGUCCAGACCUGGACGGGCCGCGACAUGGGGCUCGCGGUGACGGCCCUCUUCACGCAGUACGAGGCGCGCAGGGCGGAGAUCGAUCAUCAGACGUUUGUGCUGGGGUGCCAGCGCGCGACGACGGAGGAGACGGCGGCGGAGCUGGCGAAGGGCCUGGGCAAACCCGUCGAAGUUAAGCGCCUUGGGAAGAUGGGGAUUCCGCCGGUGGAUGAUAUGUGGGCCGCAACGGCCGAAUUCGACUGGUUCCCAGGCGUCGACGUCCCCGACAAGCGUCUUGAGGCGCUCGGCGUCAAGGUCGGCAGCAUCGAGGAGUUCGCCAGGACUGUGCUCAAGAACGCCCCCAAGAGCGUGACGAGCGAGGUGUUCAGGCGAUAGAUGCUAAAAUGUAUGAGAUGAUGUAUAUGCAGAUGUAUUCUCAACCUAUGCUCGUCGCAGCAAUUCAUGAGCGCAAUUCAGGUUCAUUUGCAC